Morus notabilis is the source of this 3109-nucleotide messenger RNA. Its product is annotated as pentatricopeptide repeat-containing protein At3g26630, chloroplastic. Gene Ontology annotation, biological process: RNA modification. Gene Ontology annotation, molecular function: protein binding; RNA binding. NCBI's taxonomy places the organism in Eukaryota, Viridiplantae, Streptophyta, Magnoliopsida, Rosales, Moraceae. The record is from RefSeq and is a predicted model, not a curated record. The transcript has 2 exons. Bases 113 to 1399 code for a protein of 428 amino acids.
UUAGCAUUAGGAUAAGAGUCUCCGGGAUGGGCAAUGACGACCACUUAUUUAUUCUUUCAGUCGGAGUCUGCUCAUUUGGUUUUGUACAAAAAUAACACAAUCCUUGUGCCAAAUGUUUUCCGUGUCCCAAAUUCAUCCCUUUUCGUCCACUCCGACAUCAAAAACAAAGUUCGGUUCCGAGGAAGCCUUCACCUUCCUCCAAAACUGCACCAGUUUCAGGCAACUCAAGCAAAUCCACGCCAAGAUUAUCCGCUCUGGUCUUUCCCACGAUCAACUCCUCCUCCGGAAAAUGCUUCAGUUUUGCUCCACCUCCGGCAACAUGGACUACGCCGCUCUCGUGUUCCGCCACCAAAUCCCCUAUCCUCUCACUUUUACUUGGAAUCUCAUGAUCCGAGCUUACACCUUAAACGCCUCCCCUCGACAAGCCCUCCUCCUCUUCACACUCAUGACGUCCCGCGGUUUCCCUCCUGAUAAGUUCACCUUUCCCUUUGUCAUCAAAGCCUGCACAGCUUCUUCCGCGUUCCGUCCUGGGGACGCCGUCCACGGGCUGGCCAUCAAAGCCCGUUUUUCCGGAGAUAUCUUCGUGCAGAACACGUUGAUGGAUUUUUACUUCAAGUGCGGAGACGCGCAUAGUGGACGCAAGGUGUUUGACAAAAUGCGCGUUCGCAAUCUGGUUUCUUGGACGACCAUGGUUACGGGCUUGGUCGGUAGCGGCGACUUACGCGCUGCCCGAGCGAUCUUCGAGCAAAUGCCGGCUAAAAAUGUUGUGUCCUGGACGAUAAUGAUUGACGGCUAUGUUGAGGAUCGCCAACCUGAGGAGGCGUUCAAGCUGUUCAGAAGAAUGCAGCUUGACAAUGUUAGUCCCAACGAGUUCACGCUCGUAAGCUUGCUGAAAGCUUGUACGGAGCUGGGGAGCUUGAAACUGGGAAGAUGGGUUCACGAUUUCGCUCUUAAGAACGGAUUUGAGUUGGAUGUUUUCUUCGGCACGGCUCUGAUUGACACGUACAGCAAAUGCGGUAGUUUAGAGGACGCGAGGAGGGUGUUUGACAAAAUGCAAGCCAAGAGCAUAGCUACUUGGAAUUCGAUGAUUACGAGCUUGGGCGUUCACGGGUUUGGAGAGGAAGCGCUCGCACUUUUCGCGGAGAUGGAGAGGCAGAAUGUAAGGCCGGAUGAAAUUACGUUUGUGGGGAUUUUAUCCGCCUGCUUGCAGAAAAACAGCGUCAGUGACUGUCGCAAGUACUUUGAGUAUAUGAAUAAACGCUACCGUAUACUACCGAUUAAGGAACAUUAUAUUUGCAUGAUUGAACUGUAUAGCCGUGCCGGUAUGUUGGAUGAGGUCGUCCGAUUAGUCAAUGCGAUGCCAGUAUGGAGGGGGCAGUUAUGCCAAUGGUAUUGCUAAUAUAUGCGAAUUUGGUUUCGGACACGUUGAGGACUUGAAUCGGUUAGGAGGUGGUGAAUGCUUUACUCCUGAUCAACCUAGGACUCGGUGCUUCGAAAGGGAUGUGGGUUGAUUUUCUGCUAGACAAAUUUUGUUUGAGGGAAAAUGACAACAAAAAAGCCAAAAUAUGAGGGCGGCAUUACCAAAGGAUUACAAAUUUACAAUACAAUAAUCCAACACUUAUUUAUUGUCGAGAAUAUCGACUUGGCUGGCUGGUGUCUUAUUUGCCUGGAGGGUCUGUGUUUCUACUUUCUACCUAUAAAGAAAAGUGCUUUGGAAGACAAACCAUUAGAACGUAAAAGUCGAAUUCUGAUGUUCAUCAAUCAUCAUGCCUUAAUCCUUUGGUGGGGGUAAAAUUUUAUAGCUAAUUAUUCAUUUUGAUUACUUUCUAUCUAUCUGUUGUCGCUUUCCAUUUUUCCUAUUAAUUUAGUUUUUCCAGUAACUGAGAGAGAGAGAUCUAUUUGAUGGAGAAAAGUUCACGCGGAAAUCACAUUUACAGGACAAGGCUUUUCUGCCACUAUCUAUUUGGUAACGGCUCUGCUGAAUAUGUGCUUCUUGACGUAGAUGACCAACAACCUGGUGCUGUUGUCAAUCCAUUUCUCAGUUUCUUCAGCAGAACAAGUGCGCACGUAUGCGCUUCUUGCAAUGGCUGGCUUCUGUUUUCAUGCCCUAAUGAAACUGAUAUUAGCCUCACCCAUUACAGUGUUUUUAACUUAGUCACCAAGCAAGACUUCGCUCCUCCUCAACCUCAAAUCCGCGGACCUAGUAUUAGAACCGGUCUCGCUGUCGACGGUCAACACUACCAAAUCGUACGCAUUUUCGGCGUCAAUAACAACGGGGGCAGUCUAUUGGAGCUGGAGAUUUACUCGUCGCAGAAGGGUGUGUGGAGACUCGAGCGUCCCUUGAUUCACCUCCCACCUGAUCUUCCCAAGCUCAACACCGCCCCUCUCUUCUCGAAUGGAGCCAUCCACUGGGAGUUGGGGGGCCACUUGCUCGUGUACUGCAUCCUCCAUGGUGAGUGCAAGCUCAUCCCACUACCGAACCAUGUGGAUUUAGACAAAUGGUCGCCACGCUGCCUAACAUACGGGCAGUGCUUGUGGGAGUCGGAAGGGCGCGUCCACUUCUGCUACUCUGAUUUCGAAGGGAUUCACACCUGGUUCCUCCUCAAGGAUUUAGAGGUUCAAGACUAUUGCUCCUACCACUACAAUCUUCGGUGGAAGCAUGCUCACACCAUCCUGCAUCAAACUCUAGUCGCGCAGAUUAGCCCUAGGUUUUGGCACUCGGGGCUAUCAUUUGCGUCUCCUGUGGCUUACGUUGACAACACUUGCACGAUCUACUUAAGGCUACCUGGGGUGGUGGUUUCUUAUAAUCUAAGGACUCAAACUCUCAAGGAGAUUUGUAGAUACGCGUUCCCCAAGAGCAAUUUCCACUGCUGCUUGAUUGUUCCUGUUGUUUGCAGCAGUGAUGCACUAGAUUUCAGGGCAAGCGCCGACGGCCGCGGCGAAAGACAUGGUGCGGUGGCUUAGGCUACUAGUAGUAAAGAUGACGGGGAUCUCCAAAUGAAAGGACAAGAGUUAAAGAUGUUUCACAUUGGCAGAGAUCUUCUAGGCGUAGCCUCAAGUUUGAAACAAGUUAUAAGAGAUGUUGUACCUUUUUUACUUUAUGUUAUUG